Megalobrama amblycephala (Wuchang bream) is the source of this 3624-nucleotide messenger RNA. RefSeq names its product bromodomain containing 3b (gene brd3b). Gene Ontology annotation, biological process: regulation of DNA-templated transcription; chromatin remodeling. Gene Ontology annotation, cellular component: nucleus; chromatin. The record is from RefSeq and is a predicted model, not a curated record. Bases 267 to 2468 code for a protein of 733 amino acids. NCBI's taxonomy places the organism in Eukaryota, Metazoa, Chordata, Actinopteri, Cypriniformes, Xenocyprididae. The transcript has 13 exons.
CGUGCGACGCAGCGCGCAUGCGCACAACACUACCCAACCAGUGUCGACCCCAGCCAUCUAUUAUGCUUCUUCGCAAUAAAAGCUACCCGAAAAUCUGCAAGGAAAACGCAACCGGAGCUGCUUGGAGUGAAACGUGCUGACACUCAGGUCCUGAGAUGGGAUGUGUGUGUGGAGGUGGGACUAAGGAGCAGCAAGAGGAUCAUUGAAACUGAGCUAAGAGACGUACAGACGUCAUUCAAGCAACUUCUUUCAAGCAACUGACCAGUAUGUCGGUAGUCACAUCCCCUGCCCAGGUGCCUCCACCAAUUGUAAACCCUCCCCCACCUGAGGUCACGAACCCUGGUAAGCCUGGCCGAAAAACCAACCAGCUACAGUACAUGCAGAAUGUGGUUGUGAAGACUCUGUGGAAGCAUCAGUUUGCGUGGCCCUUUUACACACCUGUGGAUGCCAUCAAGUUGAAUCUGCCAGACUACCAUAAAGUUAUUAAGAAUCCAAUGGACAUGGGAACCAUAAAGAAGCGACUUGAGAAUAAUUACUAUUGGACUGCUGGCGAAUGCAUGCAGGACUUUAACACUAUGUUCACAAACUGUUACAUCUAUAACAAGCCCACAGAUGACAUUGUUCUAAUGGCUCAAGCCUUGGAAAAGAUUUUCCUCCAAAAGGUAGCUCAGAUGCCCCAGGAGGAGGUGGAACUUUUACCCCCACCACCGAAGGGUAAAGCACGGAAACCUGGAGCACCCCCUGCUUCAGAAAACCAACAAUCAAUAGCACUGACUACCGGUUCUCCAUCCUCGUCAUGUCCGAGCUCCCCACCACAGCUGGCUCAGACUCCUGUAAUAGCUGCGACUCCAGUCUCGACCAUCACCUCCAAUGUCCAAGCUGUGCCCCCUGCCAAUUCCAUGAUUCCAACCGCACAGCCUGUUCUCAAAUUUCCUCAGAAGAAAGGGGUGAAGCGGAAAGCAGACACUACCACACCCACAACCUGCGCAAUCACUGCCAGCAGAAGUGAGUCGCCCACUGCGAUGUUAGAGUCCAAACACAGUAAAGUCAUUUCCAGACGAGAGAGCACAGGGCGACCCAUCAAACCUCCCAAAAAAGACCUGGAGGAUGGGGAUGUCCAACAGCAAGGCAACAAGAAAAGCAAGCUCAAUGAUCAUCUCAAAUACUGUGACACUAUCCUUAAAGAGAUGCUUUCCAAGAAGCAUGCGGCCUACGCCUGGCCCUUCUACAAGCCUGUCGAUGCAGAGGCCCUGGAGCUGCAUGACUAUCAUGAAAUCAUCAAGCAACCAAUGGACCUCAGCACUGUCAAAAAAAAGAUGGACAGUCGAGAAUACCAAGACGCCCAAAGCUUUGCGGCAGAUAUUCGGUUAAUGUUCUCAAAUUGUUACAAAUACAACCCGCCUGAUCACGAGGUCGUUGCCAUGGCAAGAAAACUCCAGGAUGUGUUUGAGAUGAAAUUCGCUAAGAUGCCCGAUGAACCCGCAGAGCCGUCCUCGCCCAGUGCGGUGUCAGCCACGGCGGUGGUGAGCAAAAGCACCGGCACCAGCGAGAGCAGCGCAGACUCUUCCAGCUCCAGCUCCGACUCGGAGGAGGAACGGGCCACUCGGCUGGCUGAGCUGCAGGAACAGCGAUUCACUGUGGAGCACCCCAAUGGUAACAGGUCGGGGACAAAAAACGGGUGUGCCAAACGUUUUCAGCUGAAGGCUGUUCAUGAACAGCUAGCCGCUCUGUCACAGGGUCCUGUGAGCAAACCAAAGAAAAAGAAAGAGAAGAAGGAAAAAGAAAAGAAGAAGAAAGACAAGGAGAAGGACAAAGACAAAAACAAGGUCAAGGCGGAAGAUGACAAAAAGGCCAAGUCCACGCAACCGAAUAAGCAAACUCCGCAGAAAAAGACCUCGGCACGGAAACCCAACAGCACGUCCACCACGAGGCAACCGAAAAAGGGCGGCAAACCUGGCGCUGCAAACUACGAGUCUGACGAGGAGGAGUCUCUUCCCAUGUCUUACGAUGAAAAACGGCAACUUAGCCUGGAUAUCAACCGGUUGCCCGGUGAGAAACUGGGCCGCGUGGUCCACAUCAUCCAGUCACGCGAGCCGUCACUGCGAGACUCCAACCCAGACGAGAUCGAGAUCGACUUUGAAACGCUCAAGCCUUCUACGUUGCGUGAGCUUGAACGAUACGUCAAGUCCUGUUUACAGAAAAAGCAGCGCAAACCUUUACCGGGCACUGGGAAAAAGAGUGCCAAGUCUAAAGAGGAACUGGUUCAGGAAAAGAAGAAAGAGUUAGAAAAGAGGCUACAGGACGUGAGCGGACAACUGAACAACAACAAGAAACCACCCAAAAAAGCAGAGAAGGCAGGGUCAGCGCAGGGGGGCGGGCCAUCUCGGCUGAGUGGCAGCAGCAGUUCUUCGGAUUCGGGCAGCAGCAGCUCCAGUGGCUCCAGCUCCGAGAGCAGCGACUCAGAUUGAACUCGAAUCGACACGUUGCAUACUUCAACCUCCUCUAUUUUCUAAUGAGUAGUGUGUGUUGUCAUGAUAGUGUCUUUCUGAAGGCCCAUUUUAUAAAGAGCUAGAUGCUUUGCAGAUGGCAGAGGAUAUUUUAAAAUAGUUUGUAGGAUGCUCUUGACUCAGAUAAAGAGGAGAGUUGGAAUAGUUCAAGCAGUUUUAAGGUUCUCGCUGGCCCUCAAAGGGAAAUGCCUGGUAUCACCAGAGGGGGGAAAAAAAACAACAAAAAAAAGAUAUUUUUUUGAAAAUAUGUCAGUUGUGGAGGUGAAACGGUGUGUGUCUGUUGUUUUUUUUUUUUUUUUUUCUGCCCUUCUUUCUUUUUUAGGUUGCUGCUCGUUAGAUCCAUACUGAAAACAUGCGUUUGUUAGUGGAAAAACUGACAAAUGCCUGGCUGCAUUUUACUGAUCGAGUAGCUACACAUGGUCUCAAAGACUGAAGGAACAAACAGUGAAUUAUCGGCUCUGUCGCUCUGGUGUGGUUCUGUCAUGUUGGCAUGACAUUUCAACUCAUUCCGCAUUUAUUUUGCUGACUAUGAUAAUACUCUUCAUUGUUACCAUUUUUAAGAGAAUCUAUUUAUUUUUUUUAUCCAAAAAGGCACAAAGUUAUGCGUGUUUUCAGCAUUCGGUCUUCACAGAAAUGUUUCCAGUUGACCUGUUUAAAUGUAAGAAAUUUGGAUCAACAUAACUCACUAGAACUCUAGACAGCAUUUGGUAACUCUGGUGUCAGUAUCGUUACUAAACCUUCAAUUUCAGAGGCUUUGCAGUCAUUUUGGCUAUUUCAACACUGUACAUUUUCUCUUCCGGUGCUCUCAGCUCAGUAUUUGAUGUAGAAUUAUGUCUGAAUUUUUUGUUUGUAUGUUUUUAAUCUAUAUCAUACGCUCAUUUGUUUGUUUUAUAUUUGGAUUGUCUUCUGUAAUUUUUUUUUUUUUUUUUUUUUUACUAUUGAUAUGUAGGUGCCCUGAGUAUCUCUUAUCCAAUUUUCUAUCUGAUAAGCCUCAUCUUUACCAAGUCCAUUCAUAGGACAAUCAAAGUUGUGAUUCAAGUUCAGUAUAUAUGAAAUUGAGGUAUUUUAGAGUGUCCGAGUACACUCAAAAAUAAUGGCAAAAUACAUUCAGAUGUUU